This is a messenger RNA of Lactuca saligna, 504 nucleotides long. NCBI's taxonomy places the organism in Eukaryota, Viridiplantae, Streptophyta, Magnoliopsida, Asterales, Asteraceae. The record is from the annotation of a GenBank genome assembly.
AUGUUAGGACUCGGCGAGUCACCAAACCGGUCCCUUCAUGUUUUGUCAAAACCACCGGAUGUACAAAAAGGUGAUUCGACGUUUUCUUCGUCUGAUCCAUUUGGUGCAGGGAACGAACACAUCUCUGGGGAAGAAAGAAGACAAACAUUAAAGGGGAAUUUGGGCCCGAGUAACAACAUUAUCGUUGCAAAGGUUUCGAGGUUCACUCUGGACGAUUUUCCAGUCAUGAUCAGUCCGUUUAAUGUUAAGUUAACUUUGGUGGUGGACAAGAGGUUUAGGAAUCUUUGGGCCAAUUUGGAGUCUGGUCAACUCAGGACUUUUGAUAUCAGUUUCUUGGAGUUUGACGUUUGUGGAACUCCUCGGUUUAUGUGGAGGAGGGAGUAUAUCGUUAGUAUGUGGUGCAUCACCGAUGUUGAGUGUGCCUUUCUCGCCAACUUUUGUCCAGAUGAGGCCAAGGACAAAUUUUCAGUUUGUCUUCUGUGUGAUGGAGCUAGGUAUUGGUAG